Molecule: messenger RNA, 8148 nt
Organism: Monomorium pharaonis (pharaoh ant)
Lineage: Eukaryota; Metazoa; Arthropoda; Insecta; Hymenoptera; Formicidae
Product: vicilin-like seed storage protein At2g18540
Exons: 2
Coding region: 2327-3115 (262 amino acids)
Source: RefSeq, a predicted model, not a curated record
AGCUUAAUAACAUAAAAUAAUUUUGAAAAAACUAAACUGUUGUAACCGUGCUCGCGAGCGACGGCUAACUUCGCCCCGUCGCGGCUCUGGUGCUGCCCAGGUGUCGGGACGACCGUUUCUCUCUCUCUCUCUCUCUCUCUCUCUCUCUCUCUCUCUCUUUUUUUUAUUUUUUUUUAAAGAAUGUACAACUGAGCGCUAGGUACCUUGAGCGUACCAAUCUUCUCAUAAGCCGUGGAAGAUUUCUCUUACAAUAAGAAAAAUAAGCUGAAAAAACUGGUCAAGCGCUAGAUUCAAACUAGUUUACCACGGUCAAAUUAACGGGAAUUUACACAGAGCGACUUUUGUUCAUUUUUUAAUAAACGUCUUAAUUUGUUAGCGAAUGAUAAAAACGCUGAUUUUUAUUCGCUAACGUCUACAAUGUUAAGGUCACGACGUCUAUUAAUCGCUACCAUAAAAUUGAACAUCUUUAAUUUUAUCGCUGUUGUCAAACGAAUGGUACUAGCGUAAAAAAUCGCUCCGUCAUAGCUAAGCGACGUUCAAUGUUUGUUGUUAAUGUGAAUUUUUGACCGACAAAAUUUACUCUGUGUUGAACUAUUUACAUGUUGAUAAGCAAAUGAAGUCGCUAGCAUUCGUCAUGACGUCACAGAAUGAUAUAACUCGUGCCGCUAUUGUCGAACGAAAAAAACUUUAAUUUAAUACAAACUAGUCGUGAAUUCGUCAUUUUUUAUUUUGUAAUUCUAAUCUCACAAUUGUAAUUAAUUUCAAAUACGUCACGUCACAAUACAUAUAAAUAAAUUAAAAUUAAUUAUAUAUACAUACAUAUACAUAUAACAUAUACACCAGGGAGUCUGCAAAUUAUCGGCAUAGCGCUUGCAUAUAGGUAGAACAAACCAAACUGAGUAGAAAAGUCCUGUACCAUUUUGCAAUUGUCGCAAUAGUUUACGAAUUAUUAAUUAAAAAUAGCCAUGAAUAGCUAUUUUGCCCGGCCUACCGCCGAAUAUCGGCAAGCGCGCAACAACUUGUAAAUAACUUCCUACCGACCCUAUACGCGCGUAUCACAAGGCGGUUUUAUCUUGACUUGCGCUGUCACACACUUGCGGUAUUCGCUUUGACUAGAUAAAUAUGGACUGCCAGUGCCCUAAUUUUCCCAUUCAUUCUGUACUGAGACCUGCUAACAUCUCCGAGAUUUAGUCUGCGCCCCAUCGACCAAACAACGGGAAAUAUUAUUUAAACACAUCAUAAAAAGCAUUAACUAAAAUAAAAUAUAUUUUAUAUUCUAUUACCAGUGUUCUUAAUCAGAUUGUAUGUUUAAGACCGUAACCAAUGAAAUAAUUAUUGUAGUAUAUGAAAAUAAACUAAAAAAAAAAAGAUUUUAAAUACAGACUCUAGCUAUGAACAUCAGUUUAUAAGUAGUAUAUAACAUAAAUAUUAAUUAUAGGCUUUAAUAAAAAUAAACUAAUAAAAUAGAUGUAAUGUAAUGUCAGAAGAGAUUUUGAAGAGGAAUAUCGGACGGUGAUGGACGGGCAGGAGAGCUCUCGGGUUGCGUUUCGAUAUUUACUGUCAGUACUGAAAAUCUACGGUAUAUGUGACAUAAACUAUAGAUUUUCAGUACUGACAGUGAAUAUCGGAACGCAGCCUCCGUAAUUCGUGAUAUUAAAUUGUGAAAGCGGUGAUGGAGGAGGCGACAAUUGAAUGGUGGAGGUUAAAGAAAUGGACGUUCGGACAUAGAAGGGAGGCAAGGAGAGGAGGAUGGAGAGACAGGGGAAAUAUCAAAAGUUCGGAGUAAGUGGUCAGCGGAUGAAAAAGCAGUUUUUGGAGGUGGAGACAGCGCGCAUGAGCGAUCGAAGACGGAAGAGGAGCAGAGAGGAAGAGCGUGAGAUGGAGAAAGGCGCUAGAGGUGGAAAGAGUGAGCGGAGAAGUUAGCAGAUAGCGCGACAGGAGACAGAAGAGGACAGGACAAGCGAGAUUUCGAUUCAUUGAUUUAUAAGGCGAGAGGCAAUGAUUGGUGGUGAGCACGGUGCAUGAAGAAGAUUGAUGAAUCGGGAAACAGGAGGACGGAGAUUGGGCGACAGGGGCAGGUAGAUGGUAGUAAAAAGUAGGAACGGUGGUAGUGGAUUUUAGGAACGCUUACGUUUUCAAAACGCGUGAAAGUGAGAGAGUGAAAAAUAGUUUAUGAGGAAAGAAAUACGAAAAAUGGAGGAGAUAAUGAAGGAGAUAAGGGAGAUAAAAAGAAGAGUGGAGGAGUUGGUAAAGAUAUGGAGGAGAUGAGACGUGGAAGAAGAGAAAAGGAAGAAGGAGGUAAGGUUAUGUCGGAGGCAGGAGGCAGAUGGAAGGAGAAGGAGAGGAGGAGAAUGGAAAGAUGAGUCGGAUGGAGGAGCUGUGGAAAGAAAAAAGAGCAAAAGCGGAGGCGGAGGAAGAGAAGAAAAGAAGAAGAAAGGAAAAAGAAUGGAAAAGGACACAAGAAAAAGAUAGAGACUACAGAGAGGUGCAAGAUAGAGGGGAAGAGAGGGAGAGAGCCAGCGAGCCCAAUAAGCACGGAGGUUGGAAAGAGAGGGGACAAGCGAGGAGCGGAACGGAAGGCACGGAAGAGAAGAUGGAGAAGGUGAUGAAAGAGAGAAGAAAGAUGGAGGAGCAAGUGGAAAAUGAAGAGGGGAAAAAGAAUGAUGAAGGGCAAUACGAGGAGAAAGGAAGCAAGAAGAUGGAAGAAUGGUGGAGUUUGGUUGAAAAAGAAAAAGAGGGCAAGUGGCAGAAAGAGCGGAGAAAGAAAAACAGAAAGAAGAAGGAAGCAGAGGAGAGAACCAGGAGAAAGGUGGAGGAGAGAGCGGAGAAGAGGAAGGAAGCAGUAGACAGGGAGAAGAGACGAAAGGAGAAAAAGAAGAGGAGGGAGAGGAGGUUAAUCUGGAGAGAGGUUGAAGGGGAGGAUGAGACAAAGAGAAAGUGCUACGUGGAGCGAGUGAUAGAGAGAGUAGUAGGCAAGAAGGUUAGAUUAAGGGGAGUGGAGGAAAGGAGGAAGAAGGCAGGAAAGUAUGUAGUAAUAACAGAGCUGAAAGAAGUAGAGGACAAAAAAGAGAUCUUCUGGAAAAGGAGGGAGGUCGGGAGUAUAUGGGGAGUUUGAGUGGACGAAGAUCUUAGCCUAGAAGAAAAAAGGUUGAGGUGGAGAAUGGUAGAAGCAGCAAGAGUAAAAGAACAAGAAGAAGAAGAGUGGUUGUGACGAAUAGAAUAUUGUGGACGGGAGGAGAUAGAGGUGGGCAGGGGAGAAAGGAGGAUGGAGGGAAGAAGAGAGUGAAUGAGUGAAGAGUUUGGAAAAGGGGAAGAGAAAGAACAAGGGGGUAGGAGAUUCAGAAUAAGAUGAAGGACAAAAGGGGAAGGGGGGAAAAGGAAUUAGGAAAAAAGAAUAGAAGAGAAUGGAUAGAAGAGAAAGAAAAGAUAAAUUGAACUUGACACUAACUUGAAUUAUUAAUAAAAAAAUAAGAAGAAAUAAAAAAAUGAUCAUUUUUCUACUUGGGUAGGUCGAAACUCGGACUUUACAAAUUUGACUUUAUUUGCACGCCCGAAAAUCACCAGAAAUGUAAUUGCAACUAGAUUCUAAAUAAUACGAACAAAAAAGAAUUCAUAGUAAGUUUGAAAAUUUCAGUCCUUAAUUUACUUUGUCUAUUCUACGAGUAUUUUGUAAAAAUACUCUAAGUUCUAAUUUAUCAAAUAAUAAACGCGAUGAGACCCACAAGAAGUUGACUAUGUAAAUCGAGAACUAAAAAUUUGUCGUCCCAAAAUCGCGGUAUGUAAGUUAUAUUCUAAGAUCGGUAACGAUUGGGGUUGAAGGACUAGGAAAGUCGAGCAAUAAGUCAUUGAUUUUUACAAUUAAAUGAUCUAUGCACAUGAUUUUACAAGUUUUAUAUAGUGUUACGUCCAGCGGACUUAACGUUUUUCCCUAUCGCUGACCCUUCUAAGAAAAAUAGAUAAAUAAGAGAAAUUGUAUUCUGACGGUUGAUAAUAGUAAGAAUGUUUGCAUAGGAUCGCUCUUUUGUCACAAGUUUGUGAGAGAUAGCGGUAAUUUAAAAUUUUAUUCUUAAAGAACAAAUAAAUAAAUCAAAAGUACAGCCAUCAAACGAGGACUCUAAUUUUCAUCCAUAAAUAAUUUCUAAAAACGACUGUCAGAUAUGAUUCAAUUCUUUCUAAAGGCUAAAGGAAUGUUGAAUUUAAAAUAAGAAAUAUCGUAACAACUAUUUUUAUUACCGGACCGUGUUCAACAAUGCCUUAGAUCAGUACCUAAGUAAAGACAGAAAAAAAAGGGAAAAUAUCGAAACUUGAAAAGGAAAAUAUUUGAAAUAUAUUAGACAAAGAAUUUCCGGAACUAUAAAAUUUAUUACUCAAGCAAAAACGCGGUUUGGGUUGAAAUAACAACCGAAGGCGCAACUUUCUACAAAUAGUUUACAGACAAAUAUAACAAUAAAUUCCUUUUUUUGUGUGUCAUCUGUCUCUUAGAUAAGAAAAUGAAAAUUGUAAACCUCCCACCUCUAUACUCAAAAGUAAUUCGGACGGAGACCAGGAAAGAUGAGCCAGCGAUUGGUCAUCUAAGCAAGGAGUAACCUAAAUGAAUUUUCCAAUAGACAAGCUCCAAAUUUGGUGGCUUUGGAAGGGCCUACCAAUCCAAAAAUGAAACCGCCUACACCCCAACCCUUCCUUUCGGAAAACUUCCUAUAUAAUCGCGAUGCCAAAGACCGCGAGCAGCUCUUCUGCUUUUACCUUAUAUCGGGAAACCAGUGUGCGCUACAAGUCAGAAAAUUCAUCAAGUUAUAUUUACGGGUCGGAGUUCGUGCUGUAUUUUUGCAUCGAGUCUCGCUGAACAUCCAGUGCCAAACAUUAAGUGUUAACCAUUUAAUUCCGAACAUUACCAAACGGAAGGUGAAGUGAGUGCACUUGGGCUUACCACUCUCCAGUCCCACCAGCCUUGAGUCUGACUUAGCCAGCAGAAAACCGUCCGCUAAUUCCUGAAGCCAGGAAUUUCACCCUCAGCCAGAACCGUCUCAACAAGUAGUAAGUCUCAACUUUUAUUUUCGGGUAGUUUCCUUUCUUUGAACACAAUUAGAUUAUUAGAAUAUACAUAUAUAUUGCAGUGGAAAAUCAGUUUUUCCACAAGAAAAAUCGUUAGAACGUAAGACGGUCCCGGCGCAAGAGAGCCGAAAAAAUCAGGCGGGCUCGCGAAACACUCGACGCUGCCUACUCCGAGUAUCUCGAUUCCUUGAGAACUCCAUCAUCAUCUUAUCAUCUUGAAGAACCCCUGUGUGAUCCUCUAGAAUUCCUGUCAUCAUACCACAACCCUGAGGAACCCUCAUGCGAUCCUCAGGAUAUCCCAUCGUCACACCACAACCCUGAGGAACCCUCGAGUAAUCCUCAGGAUAUCCAGUCACCAUCCCAUAACCUUGAGGAACCCUUGUGUGAUCCUCAAAAUAUCCCGUCUCCUCCGCCCUCUCCUAUUUAUUCUCCGAUUAUUUCCCCAGAACCCAAAAAUAUUCCAUCUCCACCUUCUCCUGCACCAUCAAUAGAAAUAAUAAACGAAUUAGAACGAAUCUCACCCCGGCCGCGUUUUUAUCACUAUGACAGUACUCAGACGUUAAUAGAACUUCUAGAACAAUUUCUAUUAAAAAUAGACCCCUCACUACAACAUUACCGCGAUUUCGCAAUUAACCCGGACGCAAUAGAUCCGGAAAUCCUAUUAGAUAUCCUUUCUGCUCUCUCCCUCAGAUCCAAUCCCCGUCUUCACUCCCCAUUAUUAUGAUCCUUUUGCCGUUCCCACAGAUUUUUUCUAUACUUCUUUUUCUAUACUUUUUCUAUAACUUCUUCCCCCCAUCCACCGUUAUUCUAGAGGAGCUCACACAAUAAAAAGUAAUAAAUAAGAAAUAGAAUAUUUUUUAAAACAUGACAAAGACCAUCUUUCUUAUCUCACUCCGAAUCACAUUUAUGAAUUUUGUAUUUCAUAAUCAAAUUUUAACAAAAAAAUAAAAACCAACACAUGUAUAUAUUUAUAUUUAUCCAGUAUUAAUCGAACCGACCACAUGUCAAAGAUAUAUAAAUUGUAUAAACUAUAAUGACUUCGACUUCAGCUCUAUUUGUAAUUUUAAAACUAGAAUAAAUAUUGUUAAUUUUUAACUAAUGCCAUUGUUUAUUUAACAACCUCCCCUCAUUCCGAACAAGGAUAGCACCAGGUCCGAUCCCGAGUUAAAGCGAAUCAAUUCGUUGACUCGAAACUUGGACCGACGGACGUACGAUUUGAAACGGGUUAUAGCGGGCCCUAUUGGCACGUUGACCUACAUUUUCGAGUCACAAACAGUACGUUCGACCUGAGGCACCUACCCUCUCUCUUGCGUGCCUUCGGGAAUGGUAAGUCUCGUUACGUCCUUCCCUGCCUUAACCAUUCUUCCCGAAAUAUCCUUCUCUCUAAAUAAAAGAAUUAAAUCCUACAAGGUUGGACAUAACAAUUGUAUUUUAAAUGCUUAUUUGUAUUUUACAGAAGCGAUCACGCAGUAUGCGCUUUUAAAAAUCCCUCAUAUCAAUUGCCGGUUUUUCUCUAUAGAUCUUACUCGCAAGACGAAUCUAACGUGUGUACUAAGCAGUGAUCGUCAAUUUAUUUAACGCUGAUUUAACUAAUCUUGGAGAGGUUAGCGAUUGAUCUUUCUUAUUCAAUGUUACCGCACGCAACCGCUGACAGCAUUAGCAACGUCAACCCUCCACUCUUUUUGUGUUAAUUAGCAGUUGUUGUUAAUUAAUUGAUUAAUUUAUUUAUUGUAUUAUUAUUAUUAGGAAUGAUUUUUGAAAAGCGUGUCGUCACGUGGGUUGCAGUCAAAGGAGGCUCGUCUCUUUCGUGUUUUUACGCGAGAGAGAUGAGCCUCCUCUUUACCGUUUAUUGAAUUAUUAGUUAUUUAGUUAAUUAAACAAUUUUGGCUACAUCUGCGAGGACACAGGGUGAUUGUAGCCUGAAAACCGGAUUCGCAACUCGCAACGCAGCGGUUCCAAAGGCAGCGUGCCCGCGUUCGCUGUUGCUGAAAAUUCGGCAAGCAAACACGCACUCGCCACUAUUAUGGCAAAUUUACAACCAAACGUAACAGUUAUAAAAAUAUCUGAUUUAAAAAUGAAACACUCAUUUUUAAAAAUAUAUUUAGUAAAUAAGGAAAAAUUUAUGUUAAUUAUAAAAUGUCAUAAUGGCUCAAAAAUAGGGACCCGGGAACAAAUCGGAAUCAGUAACAAUUGGUUCUCGUUCUUUUUUUUCCGAUUUUGUGGUGCAAUAGCUUUAUGGGGACAAUUCAACUCAACCUUCGUUUCCUCUACACACGUAGUUAUUAUAAAAUAUUAUUAUUAAAUAUUAUUUACUAAGUAAUAUUAAACUGAAGAUACCGAACCAAAACAAAAAAAAUGGUAAUUUAAAAGGUUUUUGGUUUCCUUUAUUUGUAAAAAGAUUGAAACCAUUACACCGAAAUUGAAUCCGUACAGUUUUCAAAUAUUUUAGUAAACCGUAACUGAAACCAAACCAUAAUUUUAUAUUGGUCCAGAUCCCUACUCAAAAGAAUAUCGGCUUUUUAUUUUGAGACACAUUUUGAACAAUAAUGGCAAGAUCAGCUAUAGAAUUGUUCACUAGUAAAAUCGAGAUUUAAUAAAAAAUUACUAAAAACAAAAUUUUUUUACUAGGGUACGAAUAAAAGAGAUAUUUAUAUCGAAAAAAAUGAAACUGGACUAACAGUGAAAACAGCCGAAACAGCUUAAGUGAUGACCCUUUUCAAAUUCUAUAACUUUUAUUUAAAACAUGUUUUUUAAUGUUUUGUUUUUAACAUAUUUCGACGGCUAAGUUAACAUAUUGGCUGUAAAAAACUGCUCAGUCACGAAGGUUUCCGGCUCAAAGCCGAUAACUCGAAUGUUGAGUCACGUGUAUAUAUAUAUAUAUAUAUGUGUGUGUGUGUGUGUAUGUAUGUAUGUAUAUAUAUAUACACAAUGCUUUACUGUGCUUCAGUUUUUGUAAGAGCAAGCUGCGUUUUAUAUUGACCUCUUGCUGGUUUGUGAAUACGUAUUUUAUUUUUAACAAACAUUUAACUGUAAUAUAUUAAUAAUUGUGCAAAAAGAAGUAUUGUUUGUUAUUCACAAUUUUUAAAAAAUAAACUG